AGAAGCAAAACGCAGAAAAAAUUCGAAUACUAAUUGCGGAUUUACAUUUGUCUUAAGGGAGUAUUUUGUAGAUUUAAUUAAGCUUUACACAGCGGACUAACACACACAAAAAGAAGAAAAGCAAAAGUGUCAAAAUGCUCACGACCACAAAAUAACUUUAAAUAGGAAUCGAUAAAAAGGGGAUUUUAUUUUUUGUUUGCAAUGAAACUGCUGCUAAUGCCAAAACUCGUAAUGGCACGCUUAUGCAGUUAGAUACAAAUAACGAGAAUAAUAUUCAAGUGCAUCUAUGUGUAUUUGCAUAUUUUGCGUAAUGAAAUCAAGAUUAUUUUGGAUACUUGCAAUUAUAUAUUCAUCCCUACAUCAUAUCGGUUCUGGAUCAACCUCAACCACAUUAAAACGUCCACGAGCUGGGGAUCCAUUCGAUACAUUUCCAAAAAAUUUCUGGCAAGAGUUCUCAUCACCAUUCACAGAUACACCCGAAGAUGAGGAACUGGAGGUUACAGAGACCACAACACACGAACCAUUCCCAUUUUUUGCCGAUCCCUAUACAACAGUUAAUAUAAGCACUCAACUAUCAUCGAAUGUCUAUUUGCAUUGCCGUGUCAAUGAUCUCCAAGGCAAGACAGUGUCCUGGAUGCGUAGACGGGGUGAGGAUCUCACCUUGAUUACCUUUGGCCAGCAUACCUAUAGCGGUGAUUCGCGUUAUUCUUUGGAAUUUGAAGAGCCAAAUGAUUGGAAACUCCUAAUCCAAUUUGCCAAUGAACGAGAUGAGGGUCCAUAUGAGUGUCAGGUCUCCUCGCAUCCGCCAUUGGUGUUAUUGGUAUACUUAACUAUUAUUGUUCCUCAUGUGGAAAUUCUUGAUGAACGGGGAUCAGCCACACCGGAGAAAUAUUAUAAAGCGGGCAGCACCAUUGAGUUGCAGUGUGUGAUAUCAAAAAUUCCACAUCCCUCGUCCUAUAUCACCUGGCGACAUGGUGUACGGCUCCUUAACUAUGAUACCAGUCGUGGUGGCAUUAGUGUUAAAACAGAUAUGCUGCCGGGACGUGCCCUAAGUCGUCUCUAUAUAGCAAAUGCGAAUCGACAAGAUACCGGAAAUUAUACUUGUAUGCUGGGCAAUGAUAUAACUGAAACAGUUGUGGUCCAUGUGCUAAAUGGUGAGGAACCAGCCGCCAUGCAACAUGCGAGUGGUUCCACCUAUAGAGCCAACAUUCCCCUAACUAUGGUUGUGUUUUUCAUAGUCUACAUAUAUAAUAUGCUCUAUGCUAUGGUCAGGCCUCUCCAAUUCCAACGAUGACAACAUUCAUGUCUCCAAAAACAAAAACCAAUUUCA
Messenger RNA from Drosophila willistoni, 1330 nucleotides. It is a transcript of the gene dpr14, whose product is annotated as fibroblast growth factor receptor 3. Gene Ontology annotation, cellular component: neuron projection membrane. NCBI's taxonomy places the organism in Eukaryota, Metazoa, Arthropoda, Insecta, Diptera, Drosophilidae. Bases 287 to 1294 code for a protein of 335 amino acids. Gene Ontology annotation, biological process: synapse organization. The record is from RefSeq and is a predicted model, not a curated record. The transcript is spliced from 6 exons.